This is a messenger RNA of Penaeus chinensis, 1463 nucleotides long. Its product is annotated as acetylcholine receptor non-alpha chain-like. Gene Ontology annotation, biological process: monoatomic ion transport. The coding region runs from base 50 to 754 and encodes 234 amino acids. The record is from RefSeq and is a predicted model, not a curated record. NCBI's taxonomy places the organism in Eukaryota, Metazoa, Arthropoda, Malacostraca, Decapoda, Penaeidae. The transcript is spliced from 5 exons. Gene Ontology annotation, cellular component: membrane.
CUCGCUUCCGGCCGAGACGGGAGAGAAAGUCGGCCUGGGGAUCAACUCCAUGUUGGCUAUGAUGGUGUUCCUCAUGGCCAUGACGGAGAAUCUGCCGCCCACGGAGACGCUGCCUUUGGCUGGUGUGUACUACGGCGUGUGUCUCAUCGUGUUGACCUGCAACAUUGCCUUCUCGGUGUAUGUGCUGAACUUGUCCUACUCAGGCGAUCGAGGUUACCAUAUUCCACAAUGGGUCAGAACGAUCGCGCUUAUGGCAACCAAAGUGGUGUUCAUGAAGGUACCCGAGUUCAUCAUCAGACAAUGGGGACUUGAUAGGGACUCGGUGACCACGUUCGACAUGAACAGUGAGUUCAAGGAGAUGCACGUCAACGUAGUCAAAGUGAACCCACGCUCGAAGAUGGAAGGCGCGGCCAUAUUGAAAGACGACUUCCAGCGGCGCUCCGUGGAGGCCCUGGAGUCGAUCCAGCAGCACAUGGAGGAGCAGACGCAGCACUAUGAUGAGACGCAGCGGCGGACCAACCUGAUGGAGGAGUGGAAGUUCCUGUCGCGCGUGCUCGACCGCGUCCUCUUUAUCCUGUUCGGGAUCACGACCUUCCUUUUCAACAUCAUCAUCUUGACGCAGUCGCCCUUCGGAGAGAAGUUUGAAUAUUGCCCGCUGGGGCCCGGCCUCUGCUCCGACGGCUACAGCUUCGGGACCAUCGCCGAUAUCGGCUCAGUCGCGGGCGCCAGCACGGGCGGCGGCGGCGGCCACUAGGGCGUCUCCCUUGCCAUUCCUCGUUACUAAUGCCUCUAUUAAUAUCAUAUUAUCUUUAAACUGGGCAUCAGUUCUUAUUGGUGUUCUGUUUUUUUGACAUUAUAAUAAAUAUGUCGGUUAAGUGUCAUUAGUGUAAUAAUGAUGAUGAUAAUGAUAAUGAUCGCAACCUCAGCAUAUACCAUGAGUGUUAUGAUAAUGAUCCUAAUGCUAAUAUUGAUAAAAGCAGUAAAUAUAUCGAUGGAUACAUAAUUAGAAUUAGAUAUUCUCUUACCGUUAUCAUCAUCAUCAUCAUCAUUUUAUUUUUCUUUACUUAGCUUCUUUAACCUUUAGCCUUCGUCUUCUACAUCCGACGGCGGCCCUAUUGCAACACAGUCCAGCGCACUUGCAUAUAUCGUCCUCCUUGCAUCAACUCAUCACCUCCUAUGCAAAAACAGAAGUGUAUUAAUAUGCUAAUUAUUAAAAACAAAUGGACGCAAAUAAUUUCACAAAGAAAGAUGUGUUAUUAAUUUUUGUUUUCGAUAUUGCAAUUAUUAUCAUAUUUCUAAUGAAGGUUGUGAUGUAGGAAAGCUAAAUGCAUAGCAGGGAUGUGGUAGGACUCACGUAGGAAAAAGGCGCUGUUAGUACAUCAGACUUAGUAGUAUGGUAGAGCUUAUGACUAGCAAGUAACCCGAGAGAUUAACCUAAGGGAGAGCGGAAGAGAAAACUGUAG